Chiloscyllium plagiosum (whitespotted bambooshark) is the source of this 805-nucleotide messenger RNA. The record is from RefSeq and is a predicted model, not a curated record. Lineage: Eukaryota; Metazoa; Chordata; Chondrichthyes; Orectolobiformes; Hemiscylliidae.
AUGCCAGGGAGAAGUAACUCUUGGCACAAUCAUUAAACGGACAAAUUUAAACUGAUAUUAGUUUUCUUGAUUGUGAGGUGUGGGGAGGUUAUGAAUGCAGAUUGUUAAAUCGUGGAAUAUUUUUGAAAAUUUGCUAUCAUAAUUUUGUUUUUAGAAGGCAUUUUUUAAAAAGCAAAUUUGCAAUUUACAUAUCUGCUGUCAACAUUAUUGAGGAACUAGCUGCCUGAGCAUCCUGUCACAAGACCAGUGCGAGACUGAGCAGUCAAGGCCGUACCGUGAAGAUAAAAGAGAAAUUAACAUGUCAGACUCACUGGUUGUGUGUGAAGUAGAUCCCAAGCUUUUGGAAAAGCUGAAGAAGUUCCGCUUCCGCAAAGAGACAACCAACGCCGCCAUCAUCAUCAAAGUCGACAGAGAAAGCCAACAGAUGGUACUGGAGGAAGAGCACGAGGGUAUUUCUCCAGAUGAACUGAGGAAUGAAAUUCCAGAGAGACAACCUCGAUUUAUAGUUUAUAGCUAUAAGUAUGUUCACCACGAUAACAGGGUGUCCUAUCCAAUGUGCUUGAUUUUCAGCAGCCCCCAAGGAUGUAACCCUCAGCAACAGAUGAUGUAUGCCGGCAGUAAAAACAGACUGGUGCAACUUGGAAAGCUCACCAAGGUCUUUGAGAUUCGGAACAUUGAUGAACUUACCGAGGAUUGGUUGCGUGAGAAACUCGCAUUCUUUCGUUGAUUACUGGCACAAUCUUUAAAAAGUGUUCAUUUCUGAAAAUUUAAUGUGUUUAAGACAUAUUAAAUAAAUUUUACAUUU